GUUUACGGCCAAGGGUCUGGCCUGGACUGUAGGCACCAUGUCCAGAAGUUAAACUUGCUGCAGGGUGAGGCAGAGGAAGCUAUUGGUUGGACAUCUCGGUGUGUAGAAGAAUCUGUAAGUGACGGCAAAAAUAUAGCAGCCCAACAUGAAGACAGUUUGGUCCAGCAGGAGGAAAGGGCAGAAGUCAGUCGCUGGAGUAAAUACCUGGACAAGGACAGUGAAGAUCAGGAAGACAGGGAGGAAGAGGCAGGUGCAGAAAGGCAACAUUUCUGUUCCCGGAGGAAGAACGCUGUGGAAGAACAAAGGAAACACCAGAAGAGCUUCCUCUCCAGUGAUCUUCAAGAAUAUGCAGAAGAAAAUGGAGUUUUCCAGCUUGCCUACCAAGCCAAAAAGCGCAAGAAAUGUUUAGUAGCAGCGCCUGAUCAAGGUGAUGGAGAUGCUGUUUCUGGAGACAGUAUGGUUCCUGCUGUCUGUGAGUCCGUAGUGCCUGAGGAGAAUACUCAAACCCCAACUGCUUGUACCAAACCCUCGAAGUGGGAAAAAUUUCUCUCACAUUCUGACAGCAAUAGCAAAAAUGCUGCCAGGGUCACCUUGUCACCACAGGAGGGCAGUGGAAGGUUGGGGCUGCACAGCACCACUCGGCUUGCCUCGAAACUGCCUGGCACUGUGGUGCCCAGCACCAGUUGCUCAGUUGAGGAGGGCGUGUUGUUCAAAGAGCCUCAAAGCCAAUUGGAAAGGGUGGGAUCUGGUGAGGAGUUUGAUGAUGAUCUCUAA
This is a messenger RNA of Fulmarus glacialis (Northern fulmar), 774 nucleotides long. It is a transcript of the gene MRNIP, whose product is annotated as chromosome unknown open reading frame, human C5orf45. The annotation marks the transcript as partial. Gene Ontology annotation, biological process: mitotic G2 DNA damage checkpoint signaling. NCBI's taxonomy places the organism in Eukaryota, Metazoa, Chordata, Aves, Procellariiformes, Procellariidae. Gene Ontology annotation, molecular function: chromatin binding. Gene Ontology annotation, cellular component: nucleus. The transcript is spliced from 7 exons. The record is from RefSeq and is a predicted model, not a curated record.